This is a messenger RNA of Owenia fusiformis, 2442 nucleotides long. The record is from the annotation of a GenBank genome assembly. Lineage: Eukaryota; Metazoa; Annelida; Polychaeta; Sabellida; Oweniidae.
AAGCGCGGUUGAGGAUCAGUCAAGUCAAUUAUGGUAAACAAGGAAAAGAGGGACCAUCUGGAGAGUUCUGGAUAUAUUAAGUUUGGAAGAUUUCAGUUUGAGAUAUAUUGAAUUUUGUGUGUAUCGAGUUUAGGAUAUAUUGUGUGUGGAAUAUAUUUAUUUUGGUGUACAUUGAGUUUGGUGUAUAUCAAGAUUAGAAUAUACUGAGUGUGGAAUAUAUUGAUUUGGGAUAUAUUGAGUUUGGUGUACAUCAAGAUCAGGAUAUUUUGAAUUGAUGCUGCAUCGAUGAACAGAAUGGAUCGUAUUAAAACAGAAAAUCAUGAUCAACAGACAUUGAUUGAACCAAUUAGAUGUAUCAAACAAGAAACCAAUGAUUCAUCCGAUGAUUCUAAUGAUGCAAUCUGCUUUAGUAAACUCAGUAAUGGUUAUACCGAUAGUAAACAAAGAUUAUAUGAUGAUUCUUGUCAAUCACGUGUCAUAUCAGAAACAACUACAAAUACUGGAGAUGAAGUUCAUCUUGAAAUUAAAGAAGUUGUUGUCAAACCAGAAAUUGGAUAUUUUGAUGGUGAUAACGUCUAUGCUGUCACCUUUGAUGACUCUACUGGAGGAAAACAAUUCAAAUAUGAACACUGUGAGAAAGUUUUCAAUCAACAACUUCAUUUCAAAAACCAGACAAAGACUCAUAAAGGGGAGAAAUCAUUUGACAGUGAAGAAAAACAAUUAUCGGAACUCAAAGAAAAACCUUUUAAAUGUAAACAUUGUGAGAAAAGUUUCCAACAUCAUUGCAGAUUUAAAGAACAUUCUGUCACACAUACGGAGGAAAAAAAUUUCAAAUGUGAAUUUUGUAAAAAACAUUUUAAACGUAAAAGUGACUUGAAAAGACAUAGUUCUAUUCAUACAAAUUGGAAACCAUUCAAAUGUAAUAUUUGUGAAAAAAGUUUUUUUCACAAAUAUAAAUUGAAUGUCCAUAUGCUGAGACUUCAUUCUGAAACUGGCGAGGGUUCAUUCAAAUGUUUACUUUGUGAUCAGUUGUUUUCAGACAAGGGUGUGCUGAAUUUACAUAUGGAGAUUCAUACUGAAAACAGAGCAUUCAAAUGUGAACAUUGUAACGCGUAUUUUCAAAAAGAGAGCUCAUUGACUGUUCACAUGAAAAUGCAUACUGGAGGUAAAUCAGUUAAGUGUACCAAGUGUGAAAUAUGUUUUACGCGAAAAAACAAUAUGUAUGCCCAUAUCCGGCGGGUUCAUAAUCGUGAGAAAAUUAUCUCCAAAAAACAAAAAUUGAAUGAACAGUUAAGGUUACACAUUGAAGAAAAGCAAUUUAAAUGUGAAUUCUGUGGGAAAAUAUUCCCAAAAAAACGAAAUUUGGAUGAACAUUUUGAGACACAUAGUAAAGAAAAACAAGUCAAAAGUGAGCAGACAGUACACUUUCAGCAACAAAGUAACUUGAAGAAAAGUCCGAAAUUAUCCAGUGAAGAAACACAAUUAUCUGAACUCAAGGAAACACCUUUAAAAUGUAAAAAUUGUGGGAAACGCUUUAAAUAUGAUUGCAAAUUGAAAAUACAUUCUCUUGUCCAUACGGAGGAAAAAGAUUUCAAAUGCGAAUUUUGUAAAAAACAUUUUAAACGUAAAAGUGACUUGAAAAGACAUAGUUCUAUUCAUACAAAUUGGAAACCAUUCAAAUGUAAUAUGUGUGAAAAAAGUUUUUUUCACAAAUAUAAAUUGAAUGUCCAUAUGGAGAGAAUUCAUACUGCUACUGGCGAGGGUUCAUUCAAAUGUUUACUCUGUGAUCAGUUGUUUUCUGACAAAGGUAUGCUUAAUAUACAUAUGGAGAUUCAUACUGAAAACAAAGCAUUCAAAUGUGAACAUUGCAAUGAGUAUUUUCAAAAAAAUAGCUUGUUGACUGUUCACAUGAAAAUGCAUACUGGAGGUAAACCAGUUAAGUGUACCAAGUGUGAAAAAUGUUUUACUCGAAAAUACAAUAUGUAUGUCCAUAUCCGACGGGUUCAUAAUCGUGAGAAAAUUAUCUCAAAAAGCAAAAAUUGAAUGAACUUUUAAGCCUAAGGAUACACAAUGAAGAAAAGCAAUUUAAACGUCAUAGUAAAGUAAAAUAAGUCAGAAGUGAACAACAUUUUGAUUCAAAUGUCUGCUUUUAAAUAAUUUCAAACAAUGCACUCUUGUUUGUUUCCCUCCCACAUCAAAAUAACUUGAAGAAUUAUUUAGAGUUGAUGUUUUAUUUUAUUGUUUUAAAGUAGUGCUUCUGUUGUUCUAGGGAAGAAAAUAUUUACAUUUAAAUUUUGUAAAAAGCUAUGACACAAAACAUGUUAAAACGAAUGAAUGGUCUUUUUCAGAGCAAUAAAAUUUGGUGCCCUUUGAUUUAAAUUGUCAGAGCCCAUGAUUGUACUAAAUAAUAUCUUGAAUUAAUAAAGUAUAUACUGAGAAAAU